UCCUAGCGGCACAGAGAGCGCCGAGAGAAGCAAGAUGGCAGACGUGCUGGAUCUUCACGAGGCGGGGGGCGAGGAUUUCGCCAUGGAUGAGGAUGGGGACGAAAGCAUCCACAAGUUAAAAGAAAAAGCGAAGAAACGGAAGGGCCGCGGUUUUGGCUCCGAAGAGGGGUCCCGAGCGCGGAUGCGGGAGGAUUAUGACAGUGUGGAGCAGGAUGGUGAUGAACCUGGACCACAGCGCUCUGUUGAAGGUUGGAUUCUCUUUGUCACUGGAGUCCACGAAGAAGCCACUGAAGAAGAUAUCCAUGACAAAUUCGCUGAAUAUGGGGAAAUAAAAAACAUCCACCUUAAUUUGGACAGGCGCACAGGAUAUUUGAAGGGGUAUACUCUGGUUGAAUAUGAAACAUACAAAGAGGCUCAGGCUGCCAUGGAGGGACUAAACGGUCAAGAUUUGAUGGGACAGCCAAUCAGUGUUGACUGGUGUUUUGUUCGUGGUCCACCAAAGGGCAAGAGGAGAGGAGGCCGAAGACGAAGCAGGAGUCCAGACCGGAGACGCCGUUGAUAAAUCCUCUGUUGACCAUGUGGUCUCUCUGAGUCCAUUUGGUUAUGCUGCCUUGGAUAAACAGGGCUAGGGUGGACCUUGUGUUUAUAUUUAAUUUCUUACCCUAUCUACUUGGUAUUGCUUUGAGUUUAAGAAAAAAAAUAAAUGUUCCAUUUUGUUUUCUACAUUUAAAACUAUUUUACUGUUCUGGAAACAGAACAAUUACAGUGAGGCAUUCUGAGUGAUUGUGAAGAUACUUCUGUCUGAUGUGGCAUUCUGAGUGUCUAGAAAGGCUCGAGGAGACUGCUCGGCAUUUUUUUUUUCUUAGAAGAUGAGAGCAGGGUUAAUGAGAUUUUUCUUUUGGCAUUAAGGAAUGAGUUUUACAAACCUUUGUGAGCAGGUGUAAUAUUAGUGUCUCUUUUGCUUCUCUGUCAGAGUCUUGUGCAGCCCAGUCUGGCUGUAAACUCUACUGUCAAGAAUGACCUUGAACUUCUGAUACUUGCCUCUUAGCUCCCAGGUGCUAAGAUUGCACCCAUGGGCCACCAUACCAGUUUAUGUGGUCCCUAGAAUUAGAACAUAAAGAUCUGAGAUGCUCAGCCAGCUCUGCUAGAAUAUGGUGCUGAACUGUGAAGUUUGUUAGUUCCUAUAACAUAAAAGAAAGCCAGCUUGAGUACUAUGUAACAGUGUGCACACCUUUAAUCCCAGUACUUGGGAGGCAGGUGGAUCUCUUGAGUUUGAGGACAACCUGGUCUACAGCAGAGUUCCAGGACAGCCAGGGCUACGCAGAGAAACCCUGUCUCGAAAACAAAACAAACAAACAAAGCCAUUGGUACUCCUUUAUCAUAGUUUUUAGCUGAAUGAUUUUUCUGGUAUGUCUGUAGUAACUGUUUUGUUGUCUGUGUAGGUCCCUAUGUGGCCCACGCUGCCUUCAGACUGAUGCUCCUGUUUCUGUCUCCCCAAUGCAUAGUGGCAAAUAUUAAAACUUAACAUUUUCAGAU
Messenger RNA from Arvicanthis niloticus (Nile rat), 1536 nucleotides. It is a transcript of the gene Rbm8a, whose product is annotated as RNA binding motif protein 8A. Gene Ontology annotation, molecular function: mRNA binding. NCBI's taxonomy places the organism in Eukaryota, Metazoa, Chordata, Mammalia, Rodentia, Muridae. Gene Ontology annotation, biological process: RNA processing. Gene Ontology annotation, cellular component: cytoplasm; nucleus. The record is from RefSeq and is a predicted model, not a curated record.